UCAAGCCUCGCUCUGCCAUCACGACGAGUAACGCUUUGCAGGUAAACUUGAGCUCCAAAACCAGCAGUCACCAUGGUGGGCUACUGUCCAAUUUGUGGAAAGCCUGUCUAUUUUGGUGAGAAGAAGCGUUCUCUGGGCCGUGACUACCACCCGCUCUGCCUGAAAUGCCAGCAGUGUAAGAGACAGCUGACCCCUGGCCAACACGCCGAGCACGAUGAGAAGCCUUACUGUAAUAACUGCUACAUGAAGCAAUUUGGCCCCAGAGGUAACAGAAGGCCAGUGUCAUAUUCCUGUCACAGUGCCUCUUAGGGGAGGACACCAGAUCCCCAACCCAACCUGCUGCGCCGCAGUUACCGGUCGGAGUAGCCCAAAAGCGAAACCCACAGGCAUUCUGUCACCGUACAACUGGAAGAAUCAUGCAUCCUUACCUCCAUGACACCGGUGGACUGCAACUGAAAUGGGGAUGAGAAGUGAGGGAAUAGCUGACAGCCUUGUCUUGCCUACUUCUGAGACCUCUGUGGGACUGUCAGUAUAAUAAGUUUUUCAAGGACACCCUUACUGAGAAAAAAAAAUACAAACCAUUGAUGAGACUCAGUUCACUGUAUAGUUGAGAAAAUGCAUGUUCAGACUGUACAUAUUCACUUCACAUUUACUGUCCUCAAAUGAGGCCUCAUUUGAUUUUUUUUUUUUUUUGUUACGAUGGGCUUCAUCAAUUUAAAAAUCAGUCUGCUCAUUCCUGCAAUGCAUGUAGUCCUGCUAUUUCUCAUUCUGUGCACAAGUGUAUAAAACUGCCAUGUGAUUUAAAAACAAGAAGCUAAAAAAGGACAUAACAUGUAUGUCCACGCGAAAUCUUAAACUAGUAAAGCUAUCAGAUGCCAGUGUGUUGUUUUCAAGUUCGUGCUCCUGAUUCAUUUGCAAGGACGAGCGGCUGUUCUCGGCGAGCCUCGCCCAUUGCUGUUGUUUCAUUCUGCUCUUGUUUCAUCAGUGACUGUCAGUGGAAUGAGCAGGCACACAGAGAGCAGCACUAAUGAAAAUGAGGCCUCUCUUGUAAAGACCCACGGAGCGGCAUUCCGCUCUGAAAAACAAGAAAUAUGAAAAAUUCAGUAUUACUAUUAACUAUUUAUUUUGUUUGCCAAUUUGUCUGCUUCAAACUGUGAUUGUAU
Megalops cyprinoides (Indo-Pacific tarpon) is the source of this 1163-nucleotide messenger RNA. Its product is annotated as cysteine-rich protein 2-like. The coding region runs from base 73 to 309 and encodes 78 amino acids. The transcript has 4 exons. Lineage: Eukaryota; Metazoa; Chordata; Actinopteri; Elopiformes; Megalopidae. The record is from RefSeq and is a predicted model, not a curated record. Gene Ontology annotation, biological process: regulation of gene expression; intrinsic apoptotic signaling pathway in response to DNA damage. Gene Ontology annotation, molecular function: zinc ion binding.